Molecule: messenger RNA, 1503 nt
Organism: Leptonychotes weddellii (Weddell seal)
Lineage: Eukaryota; Metazoa; Chordata; Mammalia; Carnivora; Phocidae
Source: RefSeq, a predicted model, not a curated record
GCCUUCACCCCCGGCCCUGCUCCUUUCCGGCCUCCAGAGUCUCUGAAGGACCUGGUCUCAGCCUGCGGCAGCGGAGGGAACACAGACGUGCCCAUGGAGGGCAUGAAGCCUGAGCUGGUGGACACGCUGAGCCCGCCCCCGUCGGACGCCGGUUCGCCGUCCCAGAGCAGCCCCUUGUCCCUUGGAGGCAGGGCUAGCGGUGGCAGCGGCAGUGACUCGGAGCCCGACAGCCCGGUCUUUGAGGACAGCCAGGUGAAGCCCGAGCAGCUGCUGUCCCCCCGCAGCCGGGGCAUGCUGGACCGCUCCCGCCUGGUCCUGUGCACGCUCGUCUUCCUCUGCCUCUCCUGCAACCCGUUGGCCGCCCUGCUGGGCAGCCGGGCCCUCCCCAGCCCCUCGGAUGCCGGCAGCACCUACCACCAUCCUGGCCGCAGCGUGCUGGGCACCGAGGGCAGAGACGGCCCUGGCUGGGCCCCGUGGCUGCUGACCCCACUGGUGUGGCUGCCCAACGGGCUGCUGGUGCUGGCCUGCUUGGCGCUUCUUUUUGUCUACGGAGAGCCGGUCACGCGGCCCCACUCAGGCCCCGCCGUGCACUUCUGGAGACAUCGCAAGCAGGCUGACCUGGACCUGGCCCGGGGGGACUUUGCCCAAGCUGCCCAGCAGCUGUGGCUGGCCCUGCGGGCCCUGGGCCGCCCGCUGCCCACCUCCCACCUGGACCUGGCCUGCAGCCUGCUCUGGAACCUCAUCCGCCACCUGCUGCAGCGUCUCUGGGUGGGCCGCUGGCUGGCAGGCCGGGCAGGGGGCCUGCAGAGGGACUGCACCCUGCGGGCGGACGCCCGCACCAGCGCCCGGGAUGCCGCGUUCGUCUACCACAAGCUGCACCAGCUGCACACCAUGGGGAAGUACACGGGAGGGCACCUUGCCGCUGCCAAUCUGGCACUGAGCGCCCUGAACCUGGCAGAAUGUGCGGGGGACGCCGUGUCCGUGGCCACGCUGGCCGAGAUCUAUGUGGCCGCCGCGCUGAGGGUCAAGACCAGUCUCCCGCGGGCCUUGCAUUUUCUGACACGCUUCUUCCUGAGUAGCGCCCGCCAGGCCUGCCUGGCACACAGCGGCUCGGUGCCUCUUGCCAUGCACUGGCUGUGCCACCCGGUGGGCCACCGUUUCUUCGUGGAUGGGGACUGGGCCGUGAGCAGCGCCCCGAGGGAAAGCCUGUACAGUUUGGCCGGCAACCCAGGUGCUCUCUCAGCGCCGUGCCCAUCCCCUGCUGCCCGACGUCCUUCGUGGCCCAUUCCCCUUCCUGUCCCGCAUCUCCGCUUGUCCCUGCAUCUCUGCUUGUCCCUGCAUCUCUCACCCAAAGGUUUCCCGCUCCCAUCGGUCCUAAGAGACCAAAAUGUCCCCUUCGAUGUGGGAGGCCUGUCGCUGUGGGAGGCCUGUUGCUGUGACCUCCAGGUGACCUGGAUUCCACCAAUUUCCGUGCCACACGGUUGGGCUGUUAUCAACCCUUAA